UGUUUGACCCACUUCGACUCUAGAGAGAGAAAGAGAGAAGUAGCAUUUGGAUUUCGUGCCCAACUUCCGCAUUCUUUUUCUCUCUCUACAUUUCCCGUUUCCAUUUCCUUCCUCUUCAUUUCUCAUUUUCUCACUUUUUUUUCUGCUCCAGGGAGGGUUUUUCUCUUCUCUCACUUUCUCUCUUCUUACCUUCGAUUCUUCUUUUUUUUUUUAUUUAAAUUAUUUUCCCUCUCAAUUCCUCUUCAUUGGAUCAACCACCGCUGUUACGAUCACAGUGUCGUUGUAUCUCCGAAGAUGGAAUUCAUCGGAAAAACCAUUCACAAAGAGGUGAAAGGGCUUGGGAUUGUGUCCGGAACUGUGAAAUCUUGUGACUCUUCCUCGGGUUUUUUGAGGAUCCUUUUCGAAGACGGUCAUUAUGACGAGAUGGAAAUUUCCGAAGUUGCUCCGCUCUUGGAAAUUCAACCGGAGCUUCCUAAAGUUAAGGCUCGGGUCGGUCGGAAACCUAAGAAACGACGGAUGCUUGAGCGGAGCGGCGGAGCGACAUCGUCUUCAGGUAAUGUUACUGAUAGUUUGGUGGCGGGUAGUGAAUUUAGCGGGAAUGAAGGGAAUCUUAGCGUUAGUGUGAAUGGAACUAGUGGGAGUGUGGGAAAACUAGGAAAUGAAAAUGGCUUUGGUGUUGAUCAGAUUUUGAAUUUGAACGAGGCUGUUUCUGAUAUUAAUAAUAAUAAUAAUGAUACUAAUGGAAUUUUUGUUAAAGAUGAUAUUGAUUUGAAUUCUGGGCUUAAUUUGAAUGAGGAUAUCGAUUUGAAUGAUGUGUGUGAAUCGCCGUUUAACAAUGAGGGUGAUUUGAAUAGAAGAGAUGGUAUUGAUUUGAACUUGGAUGUGGAUGUGAAUGCGAAUGACAAGGAGGGUGUGAAUUUGGGAGAGGAAUUUUUGCGGCGGGAAUGUAAUUUUGAUUUGAACGUUGGUGUGUGUGAAGAAUUUAAGGAAGCUCAGGGUUGUGCUGAUGGAAAUGGAUAUUUUGAGGUAGAUUGUGAGAUGGGACAGCUGCGAGAACAAGAGGCGGAUGUUAAGUGUAGGUCUAUGGAAGUGGAUGGUGUUCGUGAUAAUUUGAAUUGUGCCUCUGAUGCUAUCAAAUUGGAGGAAAAGGAAGUUGAUGGUUCUGUUUCCCUCGAAGCUGGUGUUGUCGCAGUUAACGAAUACCAAUCGGAUCCUGGAAGUCCAUGCAAACAAGGAAGUAGUCAGAGGAAGAGAAGAAAAGUGUCGGAUAAUAUAAAGGCUACCCCGGACACGGCUUUGAGGAGGAGUUCUCGCCGGACAUCCGCUAGAAAGCUAGUUUCAACUCCAGUAUCAGAGCAGGUUACUGACGAUCCUUUGUCGUCCUUGGAAACCAGUGUAGCAGAAGAAAAACCUUUGAUACCUGAAAAUGAGAAAUAUGAACAGUGCAAUGUUCCUAUUCCGAAGCUGCAAUUACCCCCUUCAUCCGAAAAUUUGAAUUUAGAUGGCAUUCCUGUUGUUGAAUUUUUUUCUGUUUAUUCUUGUUUAAGAUCAUUCAGUACCUUGUUGUUUUUGAGUCCAUUUGAGCUGGAACAUUUUGUAGCUGCACUUAAGUCUGAAAUCCCUAGUGUAUUAUUCGAUAGCAUUCAUGUUUCUAUUUUGCUUACUCUGAGAAAGCAUUUGGAAUUCCUUUCCACUGAGGGUUGCCAAUCUGCAUCUAUUUGCCUGAGGAAUCUUAACUGGGAUUUCUUGGACAUUGUCACAUGGCCCAUGUUCUUGGCCGAGUACCUUCUGAUUCACAGUUCACAAUAUAAAACUAGUUUUGAUGCUAACCUCUCAAUAUUGGUAACUGAUUACUACAAACAACCUGUCAUUUUGAAGCUUGAGAUUCUUCAGUACCUGUGUGAUGAUAUGAUUGAAGCAGACACCAUAAGGUCAGAGCUUAACAGAAGGUCCUUGGUAACAGAGACUGGCAUGGGUAUUGAUCAGAAUAUUUAUUUUGACACUAGCAAGAAAAAGAAAGCUGUAAUGGAUGUUUCUGGAGGCUCUUCCUUGACUGAGGAGAUGGUAGAUGACACAACUGACUUGAACAGUGAUGAAUGUUGCCUUUGCAAGAUGGAUGGAAAUUUAAUAUGUUGUGAUGGUUGCCCUGCUGCAUACCACUCAAGGUGUGUCGGGAUUGCAAGUAACAAUCUGCCUGAAGGUGACUGGUAUUGCCCUGAGUGUGCUAUUGGCAAACACCAGGCAUCGAUGAAAUCACGAAGGUCACUCCGAGGAGCAGACUUGUUGGGGAUGGAUCCUCACGGCUGUCUUUAUUUUGAUAGUUGUGGUUACCUGUUAGUUUCAAAGUCAUCAGAUGCGAGGUCCUUGUUCAAUUACUACCAUGUAAAUGAUAUACCUGUUGUGAUUGAAGUUCUAAAAUCCGUGGAUACUUUAUAUGGAGACUUAUUAAUGGCUAUCUACAAGAAUUGGGAUAUUCCGGCUGACUUAAAUGCAGGGGCUAGUAAUUUGGCAGUCUUUAAUCAAAGUUCAUUCAAGAACAUGCAAAUGACGGCUAAAUAUUAUUCUACGUCCACAUCUUUAGCACCUUUUACUUCUUCAGUAACAUUUAUGGACAAAAAUCUAGUUGAUGAUCAGAAAAAGUUGGAGAAAAAUUCAACUAUUGACUCAACAAUAGAAAGUCCUUGUAUUGCCUCGGAAGGAUCAGCUGAUACAGCACAGAUGAGAUCUGGCAUUGAGAGUAUUCAGAUGCACAGGCUAUACGAUUCCAAUAGAUCGGAUGAAUCCUUAAAUCAAUCAAGAAUACCAGAAAAAGACUUUCCUGUUGGUGACUGUUCUUUGGCAUCUUCCAGACUAGACGGGGAACAUAAUAUUAAGUUAAGAUCCAUAGGUGUUAGCAGUACCCCCUAUAUGGGCAAUAAGGAUACAUCACAAGCACCUUAUGGGACUGACUACAUAAACUAUUACAGCUUUGCAAGGAUGGCCUCAUCAGUUGCACAGGAGUUGAUGUGUAAGUUAUCUGAAAAGAUCAAUAAAAAUAUUAUAGUGACUGAAGAAGAAAUAAUUUCAGACCAAUCAAAGUCCAUCAUUAAGAAGUCCACCAAUUUUUGUUGGCCAAGUAUUCAAAACCUGAAUGCAGCUGCCCACAAGGAAAAAUGCGGAUGGUGCUUUUCUUGCAAGGUUGCAAAUGAUGACAGAGAUUGCAUAUACCUUUCUGCGGUGAAACCACUUUAUGAAGUGUCUACAAGUACUUCAGUUGGGCCUCAACCCAAGAUCCAGAAUGGACAUCUUAGAGAGAUAAUAUGUCAAAUUUUCUCUCUUGAGGUUCGAUUGCGUGGCCUUUUAUCGGGUCCAUGGUUGAAUCUGCAUCAAACUAAUCUUUGGCAUGAGGAUCUUUUGAAGACAUCUGAUCUUCUUUCUGUUAAACGAUUAUUGCUUCUUUUGGAAUCCAAUUUGAGACAUCAAGCACUUUCAGCCGAUUGGUUAAAACAUGUGGAUUCUGUGGUUACUAUGGGAUCAGCUACUCAUAUUGUGGUGGGUUCAUCACGCACAUCCUCAAAGCACGGUAUUGGAAAGAAAAGAGCCAGACAUUCAGAUAUUGAAUCCAGUUCAUCUUCAAAGACUACCGGUGGUUUGGGAAUGUAUUGGUGGAGAGGUGGUAGGCUUUCUCGAAAGUUGUUUAAUUGCAAGGUCCUGCCUCGCUCCUUUGUUACCAAGGCUGCUAGACAAGCUGGGUUUACAAAGAUACCAGGUAUUUUAUAUCCUGAAAAUUCAGACUUUGCCAAGAGAAGUAGAUGUGUUGCCUGGCGAGCUGCUGUUGAGAUGUCAACAAGUGUUGAUCAGCUGGCUUUACAGGUUAGAGAACUCUACUCAAACAUAAGGUGGCAUGAUAUUGAGAAUAACCAUCCUCUAUAUGUGCUGGACAAGGAAUCUAGAAAAUCAUCCAAGCUAUUCAAAAAAGCAAUUGUGCGUAGGAAGUUGCCAGAUGGACAAUCUGUGAAAUACCUUCUAGAUUUUGGGAAGAGGAGGGCUAUUCCGGAUAUUAUUACUAAACACGGUUCUUUAUUGGUGGAGGAACCCGAAAGUGAGAGGAAGAAGUAUUGGCUGAACGAGUCUUAUGUUCCUUUACGUCUUGUAAAGAAUUUUGAGGAAAAAAGAAUCGUCCGCAGGUCCAAUAAUAAGAAACAUGGAAAAAUUAUUGGGAUUGAUAGAGUAAAGAGGGCUCCUCAACAAAGGGGGUUUUCAUAUUUGUUUUCUAGAAUGGAAAGAUCUGUUUGUCAUCAGUGUGAGCAUUGCAAAAGAGAUGUUCCAAUCAGGGAAGCUGUGAGUUGCAUUUAUUGCAAAGGAUAUUUUCACAAGAGGCAUGUCAAGAAAUCUGGCGGCACAACUACUGAAUGCACAUAUUCAUGUCACAGAUGCCAGGAUGGGUUGCAAGUAGAGACUAAUACUAAUGGAAGGAAAGUUGGCACAAAACUGCCGAAGAUUCAAUCACAGAAUUGUAAAAGUGAUCCAUUGGUCUGUAAAUCAGCGAACGUUAAAGGCAAUAAAAAGGCAUCAAGUAAGGUGCGGAAGGUGAUAUCUCAAAACAAUAAGAUCCAAUCGGUUGUACCUCUUCGUCGUUCUACUAGAAAAGUCAAAUCCAUGUAUUCGCGCAAUCAAAUGAUUGGAGGAUAUAAAAAAGGAAUGCAGAGUAAAAAGAAUGUAGGGCGUAAAAAAGGAAAGCACGGUAAAUCCAAGAAGGCAACCUCUCAAAAGUCCAAGAAAACUACUGGUCAACGCAAGACGUGGGAAGUAACUAUUGCACGUGAGAAGAGAUCAGAACAUUUUAGCAGUUACUGGCUUAACGGUCUUUGGUUUUCUAGAAAGCCAAAUGAUGAACGAGUAAUGCUUUUUGAAGCGAAAAAGCGUACUAUCCCCGCUGUUAUUUCUGGUUCCUUUGAUUAUCCUAAAUGCCGCCUUUGUUGUGGAGAUGAAUCUACUUCAAAUUAUAUUGCUUGUGAAAAAUGUGGAGAUUGGUUUCAUGGGGAUGCUUUUGGUCUCACCGAAGAGAAUGCUAGUCAACUUAUUGGGUUUAAGUGCCAUGUUUGUCGUGGAAGGGAUGCUCCAAUCUGUCCACAUGUGAAAAUUAAUGCAUUGUCUCGCAUUGAAUCCAAUGCCGCAAUUGAACGUGCAGAGGAGUGAUCUAAUCGUGUUUCUCUCUAACCCUUGAGUGAGGUGUAAUGAUUUGCUUUGACAGGAUGUGAUUGGACAUCAGAUGCUGGCUUGUAGAGUUAUUUUUCUACCUGCAAGGAUAUGGUGGCAAAUGUUUAUUUUUUGCUGUAAAAAAAGAAAUUUCUCAUUUAUGUAGCUGUAAGAGAAAAGAUUGCUUUGCUGGCUUCUGCUCUGAUGCCUUCUGUUUCAACCUUCUUGGCAAGAGAGAAGAAUAAAGAAACUACAAGCAUGAUAUGCAGAAAGACUAAGGAUAGUUGCAAUCAGGAUACAAAUUGAAUUUAUACAUCAAAUGCAUUCAUUGUAGUAUCAUUUUUUUAUUUUAAAUUUAUGGUCUUUUCCCCUCUUGUCUGAUUCCUUUCAAAUCAACUUUCAUAGGAAUCAGUUUAUGGAAUGUUGAUCAUGGUAGGUAGAAUACUGCUCUGCAAGAGAGGUUUUUGCUAGUUUUCCAUUUUCUAACUAGUGAACCCUGAAGCCUGGGGAGUUAUAGGAGUUACUUUUGAUUUUUCUUUUAAUAUGGAAUUACUUUGGAUGUUACUCACAUUUGAGAAAUUAUUUUGGCCUUUUAUGUUCAAA
Molecule: messenger RNA, 5781 nt
Organism: Lathyrus oleraceus (garden pea)
Lineage: Eukaryota; Viridiplantae; Streptophyta; Magnoliopsida; Fabales; Fabaceae
Product: DDT domain-containing protein PTM
Exons: 10
Coding region: 295-5178 (1627 amino acids)
Source: RefSeq, a predicted model, not a curated record